Molecule: messenger RNA, 2781 nt
Organism: Labrus mixtus (cuckoo wrasse)
Lineage: Eukaryota; Metazoa; Chordata; Actinopteri; Labriformes; Labridae
Gene: naif1
Product: nuclear apoptosis inducing factor 1
Exons: 3
Coding region: 859-1881 (340 amino acids)
Cellular component (GO): nucleus
Source: RefSeq, a predicted model, not a curated record
AGAGGCUAUUGAUCCUCUGCUGGAUGGAAAAUUAAGAGUAUACCCACUUAUCUUGGCCCCACUGCACCACUGCUGAAGUGAAUAUCCAGUCAGUAAACAAGAUAAAGUAUCCCAUCAGUAAGAAUAGGAAAAAUAAAAACAAGAUAAGAAUAAGAAUAUACCAACAAUCAGUAAAACAGGGUAAGUUAAAACAAGAUGGAGAUGAGCCAUCAGUAAAAACAAGAUUUAAAAAGUGCAGAGAUCAAUAAAUAAUCAAUAAAUACUAAAUAUGCUGCUGCAUGAUGUCUUGUUCAUCUCACUGCUGUCCACUGGGACAAAGCUCUUAUAUUUUAUCUUUUUAAGAGAACUCUCACUGCGGGUCGCUACUCCUCUUCUGAGUUUACACUAAUAAAAGCAAAUUUAUCCUAAUACACAUAUUACACAGACUACUAUAUCGCUACUAUCUCAUACGCUCUUAUAUAUGUGCAGCUAUUUGAAUAAAUACAUCUUAAAAAGUGCUUUAUUUUGUUAUUUAAUAAAGUUUAGUAUUUUAUUCAGAAACACAAACUAUGGCUGCAAAAUAAUGUGAGAAAACAGUUUAUUUGGCUCUUGAAUCCAUCACAUAGUUUGUUCGGCUGGUUGGAUGAUGGACGCUUGAUUCUACCAAUAGCAGUCGAGAAUUCAGCGUGACCGCGUUAAGUUCAACCAAUGGGGUAUCGUGGGGGCGGGGCCACACGCCCAGCUAACGUAAACGUUGUCGGUAGGAAGAAGAAAGCCGAUUCUGGAAGCCAUUACGUUGCGCACAUCAAUUGACUAAAUCCAACUAUUUUUGCGUACAAUACGCACAAUUAUCCCUCCAAAAGAGGAAUAUUUGCAAUUAUGGCAUCGGCCGCGAAAAAGCGGAAAAUGAAUUUCUCGGAGAGAGAGGUGGAAAUAAUAGUGGAAGAAAUAGAGAAACAAAAGCACACACUGGUUAACCACUUCAAUGCUGGAGUCACCCACAUGGCAAAGAAUAACGCGUGGGCGGACAUUCUGAAAAAGGUGAACGCGGUCACCACCUGUCCCAGAGAGCUGCCCGAGGUGAAGAAGAAGUGGUCCGACAUGAAGACGGAGGUCCGGAGGAAAGUGGCCCAGGCUCGGGCUGCCAUCGAGGGGAACUCCACUGACUGCACUCCGGUUCACGUCAUCCUCACCGCGAUGCAGCAGCGGAUCUGUAACCUGCUGGGGGAGGCCACCAUCAUCAGCCUACCUGCAGGAGACUCAGAUGCUGAGAUCACCCUACCUGUGUCCGUGAACGCCGCCACCACCGUCACUCUGACUGAGGCUCUUCCAGCUGGACCUGGAACAGUUUGUGAUGACGCCAAAAGUGCUGAAACUACGUACCACACCCUGGAGGACGGAGGCGUGGUUGAGUACUGCACCACCACUGUGGGCGACUCCACUCCCACCGUUGUGGCGGCCGUCGAGGCUCCUGUGGAGAUGCUCGCCUCGUCCUCGGCGUCCCCGCCUCCCCCUCAGGGUCAGGCCAAACCUCAGGAGCUGAAGAGCCGCAUCGCCCUGAACUCCGCCCGCCUGCUGCAGGAGCAAAGAGUCACCAACGUCCACAUCCGCCAGAUCGCCCAGCACCUGGAGGGCCAGAACGAGCUGCUGCAGGUGAUGAGGCGCUCGCAGGAGGCCCAGGCGUUCGCCCAGGAGAGGCAGGCCCAGGCUCUGGAGGGGAUGCAGGCUGCUCUGCUGGCUCUGGUUCAGAUGCUCAGACCGGCUCUCAAAGACCUCCGAAAGUUCAUGCAGAGCGGGACUGAAGCCGCGCCUGCGAACUCCAACAGCUCUGCAGCCGCUACAGAGGAGCAGAGCCGGCCUAAAACACCUCCUCCCGCUCCCCAGCAGGAGGAGACACAAUGACUGUGUGUGUGUGUGUGUGUGUGUGUGUGUGUGUGUGUGUGUGUGUGUGUGUGUGUGUGUGUGUGUGUGUGUGUGUGUGUGUGUGUGUGUGUGUGUGUGUGUGUGUGUGUGUGUGUGUGUGUGUGUGUGUGUGUGUGUGUGUGUGUGUGUAUAUGAGUGUGUGGGCGUGUGUCAAAGCUUGCAAAAGUUGCCUUAGAGAGAGCAUGUACAGGAUUUUACUUUGUUUUAUGAUUUUUACAGCAAUGGACGCUUUGAAAAUGUUACGUUUUCAUUAAUCAUCAAUGGGUUCAUUUUAUUUAAUACUUCUGAUUUGGUCUUUCAAUAAUGUUUUUAAUACUGCACAUUCAUUUUUUGAAGUUGUUUCUUUAACUCAUCUCGCAGUAUUAAUCCUGAGUGAAGAAUAAUCCGUCUUGUUUUUAAGGUGAGAGUCAGCUGUGGUCUCUGGUAGGUGUGCACAGCGUCCUCACAGCUGAAUUAAGUUUAAAGAAAAAUCCUCUUUUCCCUGCAGGCUGCAUUACUACUAAGCAACCACAAGAGGUCAGUGUGUAGUGGCAAGAUUAAACACUGAUGGAGCAGCACUGUACAACCGCUUUACAUGAAAAUAACAGUUUUAAUUUAAGUGUUUGAUUUGUAAAAACACCUGUUGAGUGACCUGCAUAGAGCUUGACGGAUCUCCAUGGAGGAGAGCGCUGAAGGAAAACUUCCUGCUGUUACUGGACUUCUCUCAUCAUGGAACAGAGGAGGCAGAACAAAACAUUAAAGAGAAGAAGAGAGAGUGACCAAUCAACACGUGAUGACUUUUAUAAUCAGCUCCAAAUCUUUGGAGUGAAAUAUGAGCAGAACACCUCACUGCAAACAAACCUGUUGAAUGAAAUAAAAGAACAUGUUUUUAUAAAAUCA